AUGGCGUCCAAUACAGCACAGACUCUCCACGCUUCCGACCGUGCAAAUAUGCAGUUAGGCAAUAAUCACAAUAAUUGCCACAAUACUUAUAAUAAUACUUAUAAUACUAUCGACCUCACGACCGAAUUCGCUCCAAUUCUUAUAGUCAUCGAGGACGAAACGUCAGACGAGACCGCCGACCUCACCGAGGAGGAGAUCAUUGAUCUUACGCAGGAUGCGUCAGACCCAUGUAUGGGUAGCAAGCGGGCUCGAGAUUGGGACAGCGAUGACCACGAGAGCAAACGCCUGAAGUUUCCCGACGACACGAGCGAGUCUUCAAGCGAGUCUAGUUACGAUGGUGGAGAUAGCGUUGACGAGGAUGAGCACUGUGAAGACGGCGAAGACUAUGUUGGCCUGUCCACCGAGGAUGAAGGCGAGGAAAAUAGCGACGAGGAAUACGAGUGA
Messenger RNA from Fusarium odoratissimum NRRL 54006, 444 nucleotides. RefSeq lists its product as uncharacterized. The record is from RefSeq and is a predicted model, not a curated record. Lineage: Eukaryota; Fungi; Ascomycota; Sordariomycetes; Hypocreales; Nectriaceae. The coding region runs from base 1 to 444 and encodes 147 amino acids. The transcript has 3 exons.